Rhizoctonia solani is the source of this 1191-nucleotide messenger RNA. RefSeq names its product Retrotransposon-derived protein PEG10. NCBI's taxonomy places the organism in Eukaryota, Fungi, Basidiomycota, Agaricomycetes, Cantharellales, Ceratobasidiaceae. Gene Ontology annotation, molecular function: zinc ion binding; nucleic acid binding. Bases 1 to 1191 code for a protein of 396 amino acids. The transcript has a single exon. The record is from RefSeq and is a predicted model, not a curated record.
AUGGAACCUGAGCCGUCCCUUGGCGCUCUCCUUGAGGCUAUCUCAGCCCUCACAGCCACCGUUGGGUCCUUGCAGGACCAAAUCAAAUCACAAGGUGAGCAAAUCACACAGCUUGUUGCCAUAUGCAAGGAAACCAACAACCUUGUUGGUGACAAGGACCAGGGCAGAACCCAAACCAAGCCUGGCCCAUCGACUGGGCCUGUCACCCCUCCUACCCACUUGGGAGGGGAAACCCACACUCCAGGCAUGGUUAGGCCUGGGCUCAAACCCCCCUUCCGCCCUUCAAGAGGAACAGGGUUUGACUCCGAGGAAGAAGAGGAACCCAAACGACCAAAAAAAGAGCCUCAAGGAACGCCUAGGCGAUCCCUCAGCUCCCUCACCCCCUUUGACGCAGGGUCCAGCAUAAAAAGGCCCAAGAUGGACCUCCCCGACCCUUAUAAAGGAGACACCAGGGGACGCAAGGCCACACAAUGGCUGGACCGCAUGCUGCUCUGGGUGGCCCUACACAGGGACCAAUUUGACAAGGAGGAGCAAAUGGUUGUGUGGAUACUUUACCAUAUGACAGAUAAGGCAGCCGAUUGGGCACUCCCCGUCAUAGGAGCCAUCAUCAAGGGCAAGGGCAACCCGCCAACCACUAUCCCGGCCUUAACGGCCAAAUUCAAGGAGGCAUUUGCAGACCCUGAUGCCAAAAGGGCGGCUGCCAGGAAGAUUGCCGCGCUGACUCAGACCACAACCACAACAGAAUAUGUCACGGAAUUCCGCAAUCUCAUGGCGGAACUCGACUGGAACAAGGAGGCGUAUAUUGCCCAAUUCACGCGCGGCCUUCACUGGAAGGUCAAAGAACUCCUGUCUACCAAAGACAGUAUUCCCAACGAAUUAGAGGCUAUCUUUGCCGCCUCCAUCAAGAUUGACAACAUUUGUUGGGAGAACAAGGAGAACCAUCCCAAGAAAAUCCCUGCCAAGUCCUUGGCCACCGUGGCCACUACCUCCACUACCACCACACAAUGGGUCCGCCUAUUGGAAGACCCCAAUUAUGUCACACCGGAGGAAAGAGAUUGCUGCCGCGCAUCAGGGCUAUGCGUUAAAUGCGGCCAAAAGGGGCAUGGGAUUAAGCAGUGCCCCAACGGGUGGAAGGCUACUAUCAAGGAAGUAGCAAAGGUAGCCAAUGAAGUAGAGUCGGGAAAAGAAUAA